Messenger RNA from Acanthosepion pharaonis, 1215 nucleotides. Lineage: Eukaryota; Metazoa; Mollusca; Cephalopoda; Sepiida; Sepiidae. The record is from the annotation of a GenBank genome assembly.
AUGUGGCCGCCUCAUAUUUACAAGUAUCUGAUUACACGGAUGUGUGUUUUUUCUUUCUUUCUUUCUUUCUUUCUUUCUUUCUUUCUUUCUUUCUUUCUUUCUUUCUUUCAUCCUUCUUUCUUUUCCCACUUUAUUUUUGUCUUUUAUCCUCUUUCAUUUUUCUUUAUUAGCAAUCUAUCUAAUCCAGCCUUAUUUCUUAAUUCAUAUAUUUGUUUAUUUAUUUAUUUUUCCUACCUUUUUCUUCUUUCUUUCUUUCUUUCUUUCUUUCUUUCUUUCUUUCUUUCUUUCUUUCUUUACCCUACUUUCUUUCUUUUUCACUUUUCUUUCUCUCUUUUCCGCCAUUUUAAUUAUUUCCUUCUUUCUUGGCUUUUUUCUUUUUCUUUUUUCUUUUUCGUUAUGCCUUUCGUUUUUCAUUCCAAUUUUCUUUCUUUCUUGUCCACAUUUCAUUAUUUCUUUUGCCACAUUUCUUUCUUUCUUUUUUUCAAUCGUUCAGUUUUCUUUCUUUCAUUCUUUAUUCAAUUAUUUUUUUUCUUCCUAUCUUUUUUUCUUUCUUUUUUUCCCCAACUCUCUUUGUUUCUUUUUGCAUUUUCGUUCUUUGUCUUAAUUUUCAUCCUUCCCUUUUUUGUUUCUUUUUCUCUUUCUUUCUUUCUUUCGUUCCUCUUUUCUUUCUUUCUUUCUUUCUUUCUUUCUUUUUCACUUUUCAUUCUUUCUUUUUCCACACUUCUUUCUUUUUUCCAUCUUUCAUUUUUCUUUCUUUCUUACAAUCUUUCUUUCUUUCUUUUUUCUUUUUCCCACGAUUCUUUAUAUAUUUAUUUAUUUACUUUUUUACCCUUUCUUUCUGUCUCUUUUUUCCCCAACUUUAUUUGUUACUCUUUUACUUUCUUUCUUUUCCUCAGUUUGCAUUCUUUCUUUCUUUCUUUCUUUCUUUCUUUCUUUUACCACUUUACUUCUUUCUUUUUUCCACCUUUCACUUUUCUUUCUUUCUUUGAUUUGUACUUUCUUUACUUCUUUCUUUUUCAUGCAUUUCUUUCUCUCUUUCUCUCUUUCUUUCAUUCUUUUUCUUUUUUCACUUUUCUUUCUUUCUUUUCCUCUUUUCAUUCUAUCUUUCUUUCCAAAUUUCCAUCUUUCAUUUUUCCAUCUUUCAUUUUUCCAUCUUUCAUUUCAAAUACUUCACAAUUCCUCCUCUUAUUCUAUUUUCAUUUCGAUUUUCCUUGA